Messenger RNA from Leptosia nina, 1233 nucleotides. The record is from the annotation of a GenBank genome assembly. Lineage: Eukaryota; Metazoa; Arthropoda; Insecta; Lepidoptera; Pieridae.
AUGAAUUUUUACAUCGCCUUUUGUGUUUUAGUUUCGUGCGCGUUCAGUGUAGAUAGUGCAAUUAUAAAUACAAAAACGAAUCUUAAUUCGGAACUAUCCAAUAAAAUUGGAAACUUUUCAGUGGAUUUUAUUGGCCGCACACUAGCUUCUGAAGCUCCAAAUGCCAACUUGAUAUUUUCUCCUAUAACUCUAUGGACAGUACUAGGUGUGAUCGCAGAAGGAGCUGCCGGAAGGACACUAAAACAAGUUUGUGAUGUUUUGAGAAUAAAACCUGAGGACAGACCAAACGUCAGGGCAACAUUUAGGACAAUACAAAAGUAUCUUGUAGUGACAACAUCAACAGUUGAGUUAAAGAAGCUCAACAUUAUGUUUGUAGAUAAGAAACUGUCACCAAAAAAGAAUUUUUCAAAUAUCUCGAGUGCCUAUGAUGUCUCCUUUGCUCCAUUAAAUUUUUCUGCACCACAACAGACUGCCGAUUUUGUCAACCAACGUGUGAAUGCCUUUACUAAGGGCAGAAUAACAGAGUUAGUUAACAGUAAGGAUCUACUUCAGAGUCACAUGAUACUCACCAGCGCUUUGUAUUUCAAGGGACAGUGGACAUAUAAAUUUGAUGAAUCAUCAACAACACUACGUCCAUUCUAUGAUAGCAACGGAAAUAAAAUGGGAGAAGUCAAUAUGAUGACCAAUCGUCAUACAUUCCCAUUUGCAAACAUUGGUGCUAUUCAAGCCAGAGUUUUAGAAUUGCCAUACGGAAAGGAGAAUCGGCUUUCCCUCUUGAUUAUGCUUCCAUAUCCUAAUGUGUCAGUGAAAGACAUGUUCAACAAUCUCCAUAAUUAUUCUUUAGAUAUGAUGUUUGGUGACAUAGCAACUUCAGUCAAAGAGUUUCCCGAUGAUGAAAUAAUUGUGUACUUACCUAGAUUUAAAAUAGAAUCAGAACUCGAUUUGACUGGAUCUCUAAUGGCAAUGGGUGUAAGGGACCUCUUUGAUGACACUCAAGCUGACCUAAGCGAUAUGGUUAAUGUUCCAACAUAUGUGUCGAAGAUAUCCCAUAAAGCAAUCAUUGAAGUAACAGAGGAGGGCACUACAGCUUCUGCUGCAACAUCUGCAAUAUUUGGCAACAGGAUCGGUUCUACUAGAUUCGAAGUCAACCGACCCUUUGGCUUUAUGAUUGUAGAGAAAACCACAAACACUAUUGCAUUUUCUGGCUCCUAUAAUAAACCACAGUUAUAUUAG